This is a messenger RNA of Pediculus humanus corporis (human body louse), 1131 nucleotides long. RefSeq names its product protein AGE2, putative. The transcript has 8 exons. The record is from RefSeq and is a predicted model, not a curated record. The coding region runs from base 1 to 1131 and encodes 376 amino acids. Gene Ontology annotation, molecular function: GTPase activator activity. NCBI's taxonomy places the organism in Eukaryota, Metazoa, Arthropoda, Insecta, Psocodea, Pediculidae.
AUGGCUUCCAGCAGGAAAAAGCAAGAUGAAAUAAAUCUUAAAAUUUUGCGUAAAUUAGUUUCUUUGCCGGGAAAUAAGCAAUGUUUCGAUUGUAAUCAAAGAGGACCGACUUAUGUUAAUGUAACGAUUGGAUCUUUUGUCUGCACGACAUGUUCUGGACUAUUGAGAGGAUUAACUCCUCCUCAUCGUUUAAAAUCUAUUUCAAUGGCUACAUUUACUUCUGAAGAAAUUGAAUCUCUGAAAUCUAAAGGGAAUGAGUAUUGCAAAAAGGUUUGGUUAGCUUCAUAUAAUUCUGAAAACAUUCAAAAUGCCAAAGAUGAACAUCUUGUUCGAGACUUCAUGGUAGCAAAAUAUGAAAAAAAGUUAUAUUUCAUGGAACCAAGUUCUGUUGUAAAAAAUGGAGACUCUUCCUUGGUAGAUUCAAAUAUUGCAAAUUCAAAAAGUCCACGUAGCAAUACUAAAACCAGUUUUGUAACGUCUCCUAAGGAAACGAAAAGUAUCCAGGUUGUAAAUACAGGAAGUGUUAAUUCUGAUUUAUUCAAAGUUGGUACCAAUGUUACAUUUUCUCAAAAAAGCAACGUUCAAGACAAAAACUUGCCUUAUAAUAGAGAAAUAUCAUUUGCAAAUUUUGAUAAUAACCCUAUUUUUAAUGCAUGCGUUGUGCCCGCCGAAAAUUCUUUUUUACCACCUAAAUCUAAUUCUACAACAGAAGACAAAUAUGCUGCUCUCAAGGAUUUAGAUUGCCUUAUGAAAAUGCAACAGGGUUCGCCACAAUAUCAAGGAUCACCUGGUAACAGUUGGUCGCCAAAAAGUUCUGAUAUUAGCGUAACUUCAAACCCGUUUCAAAGUGCACUCGGAAAUAACAAUUCCGUUAAUCCUUUUCGAUCUGGAUAUGGUUUAAAUAGAGGCGAUAACAACACCGUUAUAUACAACAAUGGAAAUAAUCCGUGGCAAUCUGGUUAUACUUGGAUUAGCAACGAUUUAUCUGCGAGUCAUAAAACUUUACCCACUUCAAGUUGGAAUAGAAAAGAAGAUAAAUUAAAACCAAAAAUGACAUUUUAUUGCCUGUUAACGACAACCGUUAAAUCUACCACUACGACUACCGUUAAAUCUCAUCCGUGUGUAUUUUAA